Messenger RNA from Fonsecaea multimorphosa CBS 102226, 1194 nucleotides. RefSeq lists its product as uncharacterized. NCBI's taxonomy places the organism in Eukaryota, Fungi, Ascomycota, Eurotiomycetes, Chaetothyriales, Herpotrichiellaceae. The record is from RefSeq and is a predicted model, not a curated record. The coding region runs from base 1 to 1194 and encodes 397 amino acids. The transcript has a single exon.
AUGGCCGCCACUUUUGUCAUAGCCUUGUUGGCUCUCUCUCGUACUAUCUUGGCCUCGCCUGUCAAGGCAUCCCAGAGGGUCCAUGGAUCCUGCAAGCAAUUCAACAUCCCGGUGUUCGUUUCAGCGGACAGCAUGGUCUAUGAACACCCGAACGUGGAGAGCAAUAUCGAGGCAAGGGCGUGGGCGAUCUACCAAGACGCCUGGAGCACUCCUAAGGCUGCGCAGACAGUCACCCAGAACACGACGACCACUGGAACUUUCAAUAUCCAUGCACAACUGUGCAUCCCUAAUGCGCCCGGGGCGAAAAAGGAGAUUCUGCAGAUCGCGACCCACGGCGCGCAUUAUGACUCGAGAUACUGGGAUCCUGAGCUCAACCGCGCGAACCAGUCUUACGUCGAAGCAGUCCUCAAAGAAGGAUAUUCCAUCUUCACGUACGAUCGUCUUGGAGCAGGUCAAUCGGAUCACCCUGACGCGUACAACGUGGUACAAGCUUCUCUACAACUGGAGAUCCUCCGACAGCUGACCUUGAUGGCGCGUAAUGGAACCAUUUACAGCCUCGCAGCCGUGGCGCAACCUGCCACUGCACAGUUCAACUCGUUGGCAAACCCGACCAAAAUUGUCCAUGUCGGCCACAGUUUCGGAUCGUUCCUCACCUCGGCAUUGAUCGCCAAGUACCCCUCUCUGACCGACGGAGUCAUCAUUACUGGCUACUUUUACGGCAAGUACCUGGGAGCACCGGGGAUGGCUACAUGGGGUCUCGAAUAUGCCGCCACAGCCUCCCCUCCGUUCAAUCGGACAAGCGGCUACAUUGUGUGCCAGAAGAGCGGGAUCCAGAAUAUCUUCUUCGGAGGCAAUCCUCAGACAGCCUUCACCCAAGAGAUGCUCGAUUACGGCGACUCUCUCAAGCAACCCGUGGCCGUUGGGGAGCUCGCCUCCGCGUUCCGCAUCAUCGGACUCCCAGGCCCUGACCUCAAAGCGCCCGUGCUGUUCUUUUUGGCUGAAUUCGACUUUUAUAUCUGUGACGGGAAUUGCAGGGGGGCGUACACCUUGCAGGCUUUGAAAAAUACCUAUCCAAACGCCACGGUGGUCGAGGACUACAUCCAGCCCAACACGGGCCAUGCCUUCACGCUCCACAACAACGCCACUGCUGGCUACCAAGUCACAUUUGACUUCUUGGAGAGAAAUGGGCUAUAA